Messenger RNA from Larimichthys crocea (large yellow croaker), 1591 nucleotides. It is a transcript of the gene idi1, whose product is annotated as isopentenyl-diphosphate delta isomerase 1. Bases 140 to 1006 code for a protein of 288 amino acids. The record is from RefSeq and is a predicted model, not a curated record. Gene Ontology annotation, biological process: isoprenoid biosynthetic process; isopentenyl diphosphate biosynthetic process. Gene Ontology annotation, cellular component: cytoplasm. The transcript has 7 exons. Gene Ontology annotation, molecular function: isopentenyl-diphosphate delta-isomerase activity. Lineage: Eukaryota; Metazoa; Chordata; Actinopteri; Sciaenidae.
UGCGCCCACAGAAGGAGGUAGUGAAAGCCGCGUCGGUCCACCACAGCGUUCAGUGCUGAAAUGUCGUCGUAAACAAACUGAGAGUGCGAAUAAAACACGUGCUUAAUCUGCCUGAAACAGGAAAAUUAGUUUUCAGGCGAUGGUGCGGGGUCUGUGGGCGGUGCUUCGGAUGGUGUCCUGCGAGGGAGCGGCAGUGCUAAAAUCAAACGUGCCUGGAAGAAGAGCUCCCGUGCGGUGGCACAGACCUACCUGCUCACCUAUCACCACCACCUGCUGCAGGGUUAUAUCCAGCGAGGCGACACACCUACAGUCUGCGGUCAGAAUGCCUGAGAUAACCACAGAUCACCUGGACGAGAAGCAGGUGCAGCUGCUUGCCGAGAUGUGCAUCCUCAUCGACGAGAACGACCGCAAGAUUGGAGCGGACACCAAGAAAAACUGCCACCUCAACUCUAACAUCGACAAAGGUUUAUUACACAGAGCUUUCAGCGUCUUCAUUUUCAAUAGUGAAGAGAAGCUGCUCUUACAACAGAGGUCUGAUGCCAAAAUCACCUUUCCAGGCUGUUUCACAAACACAUGCUGCAGUCAUCCGUUACACAUACAGAGUGAGCUGGAGGAGAAGGAUGCAAUAGGAGUGAGGAGAGCUGCUCAGAGGAGACUUGAAGCUGAACUGGGUAUUCCCAUGGAACAGGUGACACCAGAUGAGAUGACCUACCUGACAAGGAUCCACUACAAAGCUCAAUCAGAUGGUGUGUGGGGAGAACAUGAGAUUGACUACAUACUCUUCAUGCAGAAGAACGUGGAGUUGAAUCCAGACCCCAAUGAGAUCCAGAGUCACUGUUAUGUGAGCAAGGAGGAGCUGAAGGAGAUGUUAGAGAAGGCCAAGCGCAAGGAACUGGAAAUCACACCCUGGUUCAGCCUCAUUGCGGAGACCUUCCUCUUCAAGUGGUGGGACAACCUGCAGAACCUCAAGCAGUUCAUAGAUCACAAAACCAUCCACCGCAUGUAACCACCACAAACCAGGAUGGGGCUCAAUCAUUUCAAACCUUUGGUUGAAAUUGCCUGACACACAAGCACAUCCAGCUUAGCUGACCCUCUAAUGUCGAAUCAUCGGCUACUCUUGUCAAAGUAGUAGUAGGCGUAGGACAUCUACACCACAGGCAAAGUGUUUAAGUGUUGCUUAACAUGAGAGGUGAUGAGGUUCACAGUAGGUUCGUAGCUCUACACACGAGAGGUGAAGCAAACCAGGCUGGUAGGGUGACUCUUUGAUUAUUAAAAACACACCUGGGCUACAUCUGGGAGUCAGUUCUGAAAAGCUGCACACUGGAUUAAACAGACUGAACAGAAAUGAUAUGCAUGGAACAUUGUAUUUUGUUAGGAAGAAAAUGCGUUGUAACAAUUGACAACUCCAUGAAGAGAAUAGGCUAUUUUUCUAUAAAAACUAUAAAAGUGCCUGAGUACAGGUCAUUAGGGUCGAGAUGAGUAGUACUGAUGUGAUGUCACAGAACCUACCAUCACUCUGUAUAUUGUUGACAGUAUCGGUGAAGAAGCUGUAUCUUUAUACCCUUUUACACAAUAAAAAAGUUUGACUGUG